Nymphalis io (European peacock) is the source of this 2702-nucleotide messenger RNA. Its product is annotated as putative fatty acyl-CoA reductase CG5065. The coding region runs from base 152 to 1720 and encodes 522 amino acids. Gene Ontology annotation, biological process: long-chain fatty-acyl-CoA metabolic process. Gene Ontology annotation, cellular component: peroxisome. Gene Ontology annotation, molecular function: alcohol-forming very long-chain fatty acyl-CoA reductase (NADP+) activity. The record is from RefSeq and is a predicted model, not a curated record. NCBI's taxonomy places the organism in Eukaryota, Metazoa, Arthropoda, Insecta, Lepidoptera, Nymphalidae. The transcript is spliced from 12 exons.
CGUCGGCACAGGGCGGUAAAGUCGACGGACACAAUGAAAUAAUAUAAGUUUUUUUUUUAUUUUGUGGCUACGGCGUUUCCCAAUAUUUUCGAUCUUAAUAUUGUGGAAGAAACUAUUCAGCCGUUAAAAAGAAGAAAAAAAAAACAGAAAAAUGUGUGAAAAUAUAGAAAACCUGAAAAACAUGGAAUGCCUUAACGGCAACGACCCAACGCAGCCCAAUUUCAAUGAUCUCAAUGAUCCAAUGAACCAAAAUAAUCAAGAGGAAAAGAUAGCUGAUUAUUUUCAAGAUUCCGUUAUCCUAGUCACCGGUGGCACAGGUUUUGUUGGAAAGGCAUUGCUGGAGAAACUCCUCAGGAGCUGUCCUGGAAUCGACACUAUAUACGUUUUAAUGAGGCCUAAGAGGGGUCUUUCUGUGGAACAAAGGUAUAAGGAACUUUUGAAGAAUCAGGUUUUCGACCGCAUCCGGGCAAGGUGGCCUGAACGCUUGAGCAAGUUAUAUCCAAUAACCGGUGAUGUAUCGGCUCCUAACUUGGGAGUAAGUGCUGAGCAGCAACUGCUACUCAAGCGCUGUCACACCGUGUUCCACUCGGCAGCAACAGUGAAGUUCACUGAGCCUUUGCACGCAGCUGCUGGACUAAAUGUUCAAGGAACAUCUACUCUGCUAAAGUUGGCGGGAGAUAUGCCUGUUCUUAAGGCUCUAGUACAUGUUUCAACAGCCUACAGCAAUGCCCCUAGGAGUCACAUAGAAGAAAGAGUAUAUCCGCCGCCUUACGAUCCAGAGAGUAUUGUCAGAUGCACAAAAAUGCUGCCAGCGGCUACUUUGGAUAUAAUUGCUGAAUCUUUACAGGGUGACCACCCCAACCCUUACACAUUGACAAAAGCUCUCGCGGAGUCAAUUGUGUACAGCCAUACGGAACUACCAGUUUGCAUUGUUCGACCAUCUAUUGUGACUGCAGCUUUCCAGGAGCCGUUCCCCGGAUGGAUUGAUAACGUGUACGGCGUGACAGGUAUAAUCAUGGAAAUUUCUCGAGGUACCUACCGCUCUGGGUACUGCCGGGAAAGAUAUGUGGUGGAUCUUGUACCGGUUGAUAUGGUGGUCAAUAGCUGCAUAUUAGCUGCUUGGAGACAAGGUUCUAAAAAACCAGGUCGUUGCCCUGUUUAUAACGUUACAUCCGGAUCAAUCAACCCUUUACAAUGGGGUUAUUUCACUAGUCUUUGCGUUAAAUGGGCGAGAGAGAACCCUACAAAAUAUGUCAUGUGGUACCCAAACUUCUCCUUUACUGAGUCAAGAUUCAUGAACACGUUCUGGGAAAUAACUUGUCAUUUUCUGCCAGCGUUUCUUUAUGACUUAUUAUUAAGAGCCCAAGGAAGAAAAGCUAUCAUGAUGAAACUGGCACGUCGAUUCAAAAUGGCGGCUGCGACUGGUGAAUAUUUCGCUAAUAAUGAAUGGCAGUUUGGAGUAUCAGAACUAACCGCGUUGCACAAUGAAGCUAGUGUCGCGAGCGAUUCGAACACAUUCGCUCAUUGGCCAGGACAGUUCAACUGGGAGUCUUACAUCGGCUCUUAUAUGCUAGGAAUCAGAAGAUUUAUUUUGAAAGACGGCACUGAAUCACUACCACAAGCGAGAAGUAAAUUGAAAAGAUUGUAUUGGGUACACAGAUUAGUUCAAGUUGCAACAGGUUACUAUAUUUUCAGGUUUCUUGCUGGACGUCUUCGAUAAAAUUAUUUCUACAAUAAAUAAAAAAAGAUAACUUAAAAUAAUAAUUAUAAGAAAUGAAACAUGGUUAUUGCACACAUAUUCAAUUUAUUGGUUAAAUCGAAUAAAAAUUCUAUCAGAUUUGGAUUACAUAGUAUUUAAACAGACUAUUAAUAACGGCGCCUCAGAAUUGUUACUAUAAAUUAAUUGUCGUAACACAGAUUAUAAAAGUAAGAUUAUAAUGGAUAAGAACAUGAACAGAAAGACACGUGGGUAACUGUAUAUUGGGAACAUGAGGUUUCCAAAAUAACAGUGUUGGGGAAAAUUAUAUUUUAUGGAAAUAAUGCAGUGGCCAAUGAUUUUUUUAAGCAAAUAAUUAGCCCUAUAAUUGUUCGCACCAAUUUUAGGCAAAAGUGUUGAGAAAUAACUAAAUUAUACGCCCAGUUAGUCACUGAGUUAAUUUUUGUAUCCAGGAGAUGAAAUGGUCGUAAUAAAAGAAAUAAAACUUUCUAGUCUAUAAUAUUAUGUACAUACUUGUACAUAACAAUAUGUUAUACAGUUGAUUUCGAUAGAUUUGUUUAAUAGUAAACCGGAAAACUAGAUAAGUAUAACUUUUAAAUCAGACCAGACGUACUUUUACAUUAAUUUAAAUAAAAACAAACAUUUCGAAAUGAUUCAUUGACAACUGAGGAUCAAUCUUCCAAUAUUGUCGAAAAUAACCAUACAAAACGAAUUCAAAGAGCUUAACUUAAGUAAAUGUUAUAAGCUAAUUAAUUAGGACAACAUUGUAAAUUAAAACUUUAUAAUAUUCAUGAAGCUGCUGGGAUAUUUUUCCCUUUAUACAGCGAUAUGAACUUAACCAAAUUUUACUUUAAGAUAAAUUUGUGGAAAAUGGUAUACUAAUUUCUAAUAAAUUAAAUAAUCAUAUUUGUAUCGGCAGUAUAAAUUUAGUUUGAGGCUAAAAUAGUCUAUUAUACGGGUUAAUAUAAAUAAAGGGAGCAACACU